Ostrinia nubilalis (European corn borer) is the source of this 1314-nucleotide messenger RNA. RefSeq lists its product as uncharacterized. The coding region runs from base 448 to 1314 and encodes 288 amino acids. NCBI's taxonomy places the organism in Eukaryota, Metazoa, Arthropoda, Insecta, Lepidoptera, Crambidae. The record is from RefSeq and is a predicted model, not a curated record. The transcript has 4 exons.
ACACAAUGCAAACUUUUUUGAAACUUAACCAUUUGUUUAUGGCGAUUUCUACCAGUGAACUAUUCCGCGUAUUUUAUCAGGGGGUUAAUAAAACAUUCACAGCUGCACACCAAAAUUUCGUAAUUAAUGGAUUACAGAAUUAGUAGGUAUGAUUGAUACCUCAUGGCUUUUCAACAAUUCAACAACCUUAUUAAAGUCAUUCAUUCGUAUGCGGGACAAUAAUCAUCUAAUUAUCUUCCAAUCAUAUUGUCAUGGAGGUUCAGUCAGUUCCUAUUUCCGCUAUCACAUACCAUAAAACAGAACUGGUACUUACUCAGCCACUCAGUCACACUCAGAGGUACUUAGUUCAGUAAAAAAACGGCCACUAGUCAAAAAUGUAUCCUAACAUCAAGUAGGUAAGUACCACUGGAUUAAAGCUACACUGUCUGAAAUAAGUCAAACUCUACAAUGAACCACUUGUUAUCACUCCUCAUCAUCGCCAUAGCCGCAUCACUAAACACGGCAAACAUGAGGUGUUCAAGUGACUCCCCAUCGCGCGCUCCCAAAUACCACCUCAUGGAGAAAUGCCACCGGUCCAAGCUUGGCAUAGCAGCGAAAGCAAACUAUAGCACAUUGACCAGCUGCCAGAGACUUGGCAUCGAGAAGAAGGCUUUAGCGUUGAACUACAGCCCACCUGAUGCCUGGAGAGCUGGUGAUGAACCACUGAAUUACACUUGCGAAGUCCUGAAGUGUGCUGAAGCGGAUGGCGGGCUGUCCUUGGUGAAUGACACGAGAUAUGACUACUAUAGUAUAUAUGCAAGACCUAUACCGAAUGUGAAUGCGACAUGCGUCCCAGCCACCGGAAUGUUCUACCUCUUACCUGCCCGGCACAACUUCAGCCAAGCUGCGCAAGAGUGUAAGAACAUCAGCGCAGUGCUGGCUGACGUCACCAGUGAGCAGCGAACAGAUUCCUUGGCUCAGUUGCUGGCUGGCGCUUCUGUGGACGCUGCUUUGGUGGGAAUGAGAAGGAAUAAUAAGAGUAUGUUUCGAACUUUGAAUGGGGAUGCCCUAGACUGCACGACCUACCGCGCAUGGGCUCCGGGGCACCCACGACGAUAUGCCGCCCAGUAUGACUGUGCCCUGAUCACCCGGCAGCGGACCUGGCGCUCAGUCGCUUGUAAAUCAAAACAACCAGUCCUCUGUGAGUUGUUACCAGGAGGACCUUACAAGAGAGGCUCUAUAUUUGCCUCUACAAGACGAGAAAGUAAAGAUAAGCAAAAUAGUCAUGAAAAUGAUCACAACGUUACGACGACAACAGUGGAAAAUAAAAAUUAA